ACAUGCGCCUGACAACGUCAUGUAUGAUAACAGAGCUCCUUGAAGUGAUAACUGACAAUGUAAUCCGAUUUCGGCGUGAAAUCCUGUCCCGGUUACAGUUACAACUGAGAGGUUGGCUACGAGGGGCCUGAGUCUACCACAGCGAAAAAACAUGGGGCUGAGGGAGUGUGUCACGACUGCCAUUGCCUGUUCGAUAGGAUGCUUCCUGUCACUUUUCGUGCUGAUACGUAUGGUUAUUGUUAUCGUGAAAUCUCGUGGGAGGAUUUCAUGGAAGAGGCGCGACAUGCCGGACUGUCUGCGUGACCCAGCUUUGGGCACGCACAACUACGUGCAUCUUGAGCACGUCCGCCUCCACUAUGUCGCUGCCGGGGACGAGGAUAAGCCGCUGAUGUUGAUGGUACAUGGCUUUCCUGAGUUCUGGUUUUCGUGGCGUUAUCAGAUUAGAGAGUUCAAGAAAGACUACAGAGUGGUUGCCAUCGACCAACGGGGGUAUUCGGAGUCGGACGCGCCCUCUGGUGUCAACAGCUACAACGUUGGUGAAUUAGCCAAUGACAUCAAACAGCUCAUACCAGCUUUAGGCUACAAGUCGUGUGUGCUGGUGGGCCAUGACUGGGGCGGCGCUGCAGCGUGGACAGUGGCCGGAAUCUACCCUGAGCUGGUGGACAAGCUGAUCAUCAUGAACUGCCCGCACCCUCUGUCCUUCACGAAAUACGUCGCAACACACAUGGCCCAGUUCAGGAAGUCUUGGUACAUGUUCUUCUUCUACGUUCCCCUGUUGCCGGAGCUGUACUUCUGUAUCCGGGACAGGAAGAUGUUGGAAGUUGCUCUCACGGGCAGCAUCAUGGGGGUUCGCUGUACGAAGUUCUCACCGGAUGAAAUAGAGGCUUAUAAGUUUGCCUUCCCAACAUUAGGCAGCUUUACCGGCCCCGUCAACUACAUCCGGGCAGUUACACGCACCGUGCCACCACGCCAGAAGAAGAUAACUGCCCCUACCCUUCUGAUCUGGGGGUGCCAGGACGGGGCGUUGGAAAAAGGACUUGCCCCACUGGCAGGGAAAUACACCGACUCUCUGACCAUUAAGUAUGUGGAUGACUCCAGUCAUUGGGUGCAGAUGGACUGUCCAGACGUUGUCAACGCCCAUAUGAGAGACUUUUUAAGCGUACCUUCGUAAAGCUACUUCUUUGGAGGGUGCAGCAAAUCUGGUGUAUACGAAUACGUCUUUAAAGAGGACUGAGUUAUACCCAAUUGGUAGUCCCAGCUUGUUCGAGCCAUUUACAUACACGGAUGUACAUACACGAUGUCAAUCUAGCAGUUAAAUAUCACCGUAAUUACACACUUACAAAGACUCAGUUUCACAUAUGACACAAAUUACAAAACCCCUCUUUUCCUCUCUGUGGAUCCGACAGUGAAGAUUGUUCAUGAACAGUGGGUGAACAUAUUGGGGUUGUUUAGAUCCUAAUUAAUUAACAACCAUGACAUGUUUAGUGCUAAUAGCUAAUAUUCAAUAUUGCUGACUCACGCAUAGGAAAUAUCAAAUGUUAAUUUGAGUGGGCUAUUUUACAUGCUUUUGUGUAAUUUUCAUUUUACCAUUCCAGAAUAUGAAAUGCUUUUUAUAAAAGGAUUUUGACUCCUG
This is a messenger RNA of Haliotis rufescens (red abalone), 1633 nucleotides long. RefSeq names its product epoxide hydrolase 4-like. Lineage: Eukaryota; Metazoa; Mollusca; Gastropoda; Lepetellida; Haliotidae. The coding region runs from base 152 to 1171 and encodes 339 amino acids. The record is from RefSeq and is a predicted model, not a curated record. Gene Ontology annotation, molecular function: hydrolase activity. The transcript has 6 exons.